UCUCUUAAAAAUUAGUUGAAAGCGUAAAUUAGGACGUACCUAAAUAGUUGGAAUGCAUUGGCUGUUGUGCAUUGGCUAUAAAGUAUAAAACAUUUUGUUCAGGCUUGUUUGAUAAACAAAAAACUAGCAAUAAUAUAUUGUAAAUACGGACUGGAAUACGAUGGAGGAUAACAUCAUAAGCAUGUUUAUGGAUGUAAAACUAGACAUCAAAGAAAGAAAACUGGAGUUCUCUCAUCUCAAGUCAUGGGCACACUAUUACGUUCGUGUGGAAGCUGUUAAGUGUUUUCCGUGCUACAUGAAAAUAUGUUUCUUCAAAUCACAUACCGACGAAAGCACUGAUCUGAUAGUGCGUAUCAACAUUCCAGGUUUGACAGUUCAGAUGGCUACAUCUCGCACGCGUCCACACACAUAUGGAUUGUUUUGGAAAAACAAUCGCAAAAGGUGCUGUGCCUACUUCGCACUUCCUUCGCAGUUGCUUUGUGAGCGCCAUUUACGCUGGAUGAAGAAAUCAAUUCGUAAUUUAGAGCUAUACCGCCAAGAAAUUUUGCAGUUGCGACGAGCUAGUAGAACGCCUAUAUGUGAACGAGAGAUAUAUCCAGACCCUUCCGACAAUGAUCUAGGCAUCUAUCAGAAUCUUGAUAUAACCCAAAACAUGGUAGAUGUCCGGGAAAUUCUCGGUCCAUUACCAAAUGUACCCGAUCAGACUGGUAACUCACGGCGAAUCUCAGGUUUUUCUGGAAUUUAUGAAGAAAUAUCAGACCUCAGAAACUCCUUUGCUACAAAUGCUUGUCCUCGGAUGUCAAUUGCUUCUGGUAUUUACGAAGAAAUGAAGCUACCGGAUACUGAAGAACAAGCCAAAAAUAAUUGCGAGGCGAAAGAUCUGAUUUAUGAAAUUGCACCACCCCUACCACCGCGACCAAGAUCAUUUACCAACGAAUUUAUAUUACAAAGAUCAUUCACCACACCGGAAGUGGAUUUUAACAAAAAGAAAAAACACUGGCAAAUUUUCGAUUCGAUGUUUGGCCGUCGUCGAACAAAUAGUGCAUCUACCAAUAUGCCGAACGCCAGUGAAAUCAAAACAACCUACGAAAAAGAACCCCUUAGUGAUAUACAACUGAAAAACCCUCAGAAAAUGAUGUUUCGCAAGAAUAUGGUAAAAAAGAACCUAGCGGUGAAUAAGAGAAACAGUUUUUCUAGUCCUGAUUUGAGCAUUCUUAAAAUAUAUGGCGAAAAAGGUUAUACUACAGAAUCGACGGAUACAUUAUCAAAUGAGGGAUCCUGUAAAUCAGAUUCCUUAAUUCGAGAUGAAAGAAACUAUAUCGAAGAGGACUGUUUCAAAUUUUCCAACUUUUCAAUUACUGACAAUUCUUCGGUAGAAGACUCAGUAGCUAAUUUAUUAAUUAGCGAGGAACUUGUAGAUAAUCGUCAAUCGAAAAUAAUGAAUGUGUCUGAGAGAAUAAUUUCAAACUUCAAUAUUUCAUGUAACUCAUCCUCUGUCAACUUAGUUGGUUUCGAUUGUACUAGUAACUUGCAAAAAGAGUUGCGUCAAACUCUAGAUGUUCCACCGAUUCCAGUAGGGUACUGUGAGAUGGGUGCAGCUGGUACAGGAUUCGAUCGUCAAAAACUGUCAGGUACAAAUCUAAACAAACUAGCUAAAUGGGAAAAUAAUGAAACAUCUCUCUAUGUUAACAUGAAUAAUAACAUCACUGACAAAGUGCAUACAGAACUAUCUAGCUCGAGCAGCAGCGGUGUUAGUAGCACAUAUAGUAGCAGAAGCAGUGUUUGUAGUUCUACCAAAUCGCGGACUACAAUUGACGACAAAAUUCCGUCAUACUAUCCAAAUAACGAUGUUCGAUCACCCAAACGAGAUGCUAUAUGUUCUGUGCGCAGCGAGAGUGUCAAAAAACAAGAUGAGAGCUCCGGUAAUCAACGCACUGAGGAUCAUUAUGUUGUCAUGUCAUCGCCAAAAAGCAUGCAAGGUAAAUUGAUCCUACAAAACAAAUCUCCAUCGGCAUCGCGUCCUAACAUGCCAUUACAAAAACCUACCUCUAACAGUAAAUCAAAACACAGUGUUCAAAGUUGUAGCCAGUCUGAGACAAUAGAAACACCGAAACAACCGAUUCUCAUUGUAAAUCAUGAAACAUUUGCUAAGAACAUCGAAAACAAUCCUCCAGAAGUAACACCAAAAUGUUAUCUAAAAUAUGCAACUAUUGCACGUAGUGUAUCACCUGCGGGAAGCAAAUACCAAGAAAAGGUAACCGGACGAAAAGCUGCCGAAGCUAUGCUAUUUAAUACAAGCAGACGAUUCGCUUCAUUACCUCGUUUCGGCCGAAUUGAUCUGUCACCCUUGCGUUUGAAAAUUAAUACCGUCCUUCAACGUCAUAAUGCUGGAAAUGCAUAAAGUGGAAUCGAAUGCUAACUUCUUGCAACCUUACAAGCUAAAUUUAAAUUAGAUCUGAAAAUCUCAUAAGAAACGUCACAUUGCUCAAAGUAGUAUAGGUAAUGAAUUAUAAAAAGUUAAAACUUUAGCUUGACUUCCAUUUUAAUUGGUAAAUAAUAUAUGUCAAUAUAAAAAGAAAAACGUUAGACUUUCGGAAACAUGACGCUUUGUUCUGUUAAUUUAUCAAAAUGUUGCUAGCUUUUUUGAAUUGCUUCGCUUUCUCUAAUUUAGCUAUAAACCAUUGUCGCAAAGUUUGAAACUUAUUACUAUUAUUAUUAUUAUUAUUACAUAUUCAUAUUCUCGCUUUAAAGCACCACACUAUCUGUGAUUAAGACUGAAAUGUACAAUGUCGUAGAAAACAAUUGGAAAUCGAAUACUCCGAUUACUAAGAAUCUCAAUCGAAACAUGAGAGCCUUAUGAGUUUUACUAAUCAGGAAUGUUUUCUGACGAAGAUAUCGACAAUGUUUAUAGGAAGCUCAUACGAGGAAUAGCUUGAAUUCAUCUACAUAGGUAUAUAUUAUCACUCGCUGCAUAUCACGUAGGUAUAGCAAUUUUGAUAGUUGAAGCAUUUUCUAUAUUAGAGGCAAAAAAAUGCUAAAGCUUUUUAUUACUGAAGCUAUUGUGAUUCUUACUCACUGUAAA
Molecule: messenger RNA, 3082 nt
Organism: Sabethes cyaneus
Lineage: Eukaryota; Metazoa; Arthropoda; Insecta; Diptera; Culicidae
Exons: 4
Coding region: 161-2401 (746 amino acids)
Source: RefSeq, a predicted model, not a curated record